UUUAGGCUCGUACAUAACGUCUGGUACUAAUGGAAAAAUAAUGUUUCGUAUCAUUGUGUUAAUUUACUUCAGCGUAACGGCAACACGUGUUUUUGCCAACACAGUGCCAUGCGACAGUGAUGGCUGGCUGCACACUUGUGAUGAUGGUUCGUGUAUAUUUGAUAAAGCAGUCUGCGAUGGAAACUUAGACUGUCCAGAUGGCAGCGAUGAAAAACCGUUUCCAAGUUUUGGACAAAACGUGACUGGAUUUAAAUGCACAGUAAAAACAACGUUGAACAAAUGUAUUCUCCCUGAUAAAUACGUAUGUGAUCAAUACAACCACUGCUUAGAAGAUGAAUGUGACUGUAUGCACAGCUACCCAUUCCGAUGUUCCCCGGACGAAUGUGUCAAUCAAGCAUAUUUUUGCGAUGGGAUGGCGGAUUGUUCCAAUGGGAGAGACGAAUUGCCAUACAGCAACAAAACGGAAGGACUUCGAUGUGUAACAGAAUACAACAACAGUGCUUGUUCUUUGCCUUAUCAAUAUCGAUGUGAUGGAUCAAAAAACUGCUUGAACGGAGGAGACGAAUGCUUUUGUAACGGCGAUGGCGGAAAAUACGACGACAUUUCCUAUUUCGACCAAACCUGUUUUCGCUGCUUAGAUGGUAAUGGAGAAAUGAUGCAAUCCUAUCUGUGCAAUGGUUUCAUAGAUUGUGUGGAUUUAUCUGAUGAGUGUUUAUGUGAAAAUCCAAUAUCAAUUUGUAAGCAAUUGGCCUACCAAGAUGAUUGUGAGUUCAGAUGUCGAACAACAAACGACAAGAUCAAAAGCAAAUGCAUUUCGAAGUCACAAGUUUGUGACGGAUCACGUGACUGUACCAUGGGUGAAGAUGAAAAAUAUUGUUCCCACGUAGAAGCAGUCAAAAAAGAAAUACAACUCAGUUAUAAAGAGGAUAUGCCUGAAUUUUGGUGUUGUAACGCCGGAUAUCCUGCUGAUUGUUUGUACGAGCAAACAUUUACAAAUGCAACUCAUGACGGCUGUGAUCAGUUUUAUGAAUGUCCACCCGAUCCAAAGUACUUUCCAUAUUUGACCUACGCAAUAAAAUGCGACAAGAUACCGACAUGCACCGGAUUUUAUGAUGAAUGUCUGGGAUGUAAUGAUUCAACUCCACGACCUUACUGUGCACUUGAUGAAGUAUAUGGAUAUGUAUGCCCCAACCACGAAUCUCCUAUUCAUCUCGGCCCAACUGAAGUUUGUAAUGGAUCACCAGCAUGCAAUAUUACCCAUCCGGUGGAAUCUGCAGAUGAGGUCGAUUGUCCUGCCAGAUAUUACUGCAUGGGAAAUGUCGGAGGCAAGAAAUAUGUUAGUAUACCACAUACAUCGGUAUGCGACUGUUCUGUAGAUUGUUGGGAUGCAUCCGAUGAAGCAAAUUGCACUGAGUUUAACAAAUUCUGCUGCAGAAGCGAUGGCGAAUCAACCUCUCUGAAUAAGGUAUGUAACGGAGUUGACGAUUGCUCUGAUGGAAGUGACGAAUGCCAAUCUUGUAUAGACAGUCCGUUUGCAGACGACAAACACCUAAUCAGUAACGUGGCGUUGAGGGCAUUCGUUUGGAUUAUAGGAUUGACUUCAUCAGCUGGGAACAUCUACGUACUUAUUCAAACUUCCAUCUCAUUGAGAAAAGGAAAACAAAAUGAUUACGCAAAGAUAACUUCGUUUCAUGUUAUUGCACUUGCCAUUGCUGAUUUAUGCGUAGGAUUAUAUUUAAUGGGACUUGGAAUCACCGACGCAGUUUAUGCUGGGAUUUACUGUUAUGAGGAAAAAUCUUGGAGAAGUGGAAUGCAUUGUAAUAUCUUAGGUGUCCUAUCGAUGUUUGGACUACAGGCUUCUGUGUUUAUGCUGACAUUGAUGACUAUAAACAGACUACUUAUGGUAUUCAGGCCAUUUAACAAGCCGAGCCUAAAGACCUCACUGUUUUUUGUUGUUUUAUCAAUAAUUGUUGCAUUCCUGUUGGCGAUUAUACCUAUUGUAUCGUUUGCCGAGGAUUACUUCAUCUCAUAUGUAAAGUUUUUCAAGAACCCAUUCCUUCAAAAGCAAGUCGACCGAACACAACUCAGUAUUUUCGCCAACAAGUUGUCGUCGUAUGAAACUUUCGGACAAGAUUUUCAGAACGUCAUGGGGCAAGAACAAACAACUUACUCAUGGAAAGGCUUAUUCGUCUUGAUGAAGCAUUUGAACAAUUCCUUCAAACCACGUUACCAAUUUGGAUAUUAUUCGAGUCACGGCGUUUGUUUGCCGAAGUUGUUUCCAACACCGAGCGACCCAACUUGGCAGUAUUCGAUUCUAAUUAUAGUGAUCAAUUUUAUAUCGUUUCUGACUAUCCUCGUUAGUUAUAUAUCUAUUUAUAAACAAACGCUUAGAAGACGAAGAAGUGUUAAAGGUCAUUGUCGGUCUGAUCAAUCUAUUGCAAUGCAGAGAAAAAUAACUCGUAUUAUUGUAACGGAUUUCUUUUGUUGGGUUCCAAUAUGUUUGAUUGCCUUUUUGAAGAUGACAGGUGUACCAGUGUCCGACGAAGUCUAUGCAGUUGCAGCCAUCGUGAUUCUUCCAAUAAACAGCGCCAUUAAUCCGUUUUUAUACUCAAACCUACCUGAAGUUAUAUGGACUCGAGCCGGGAAAGCUUACAACAAAAUGUCAAGCGAUACCGGACCAAGAACAUACGAACGCGAAAGCGACAGAACUUAAAGAAAGUGACGUCAGGAUGUAGAGUUUUCAAGUUCACGUCAGAGAACAAAUUGCUCAAUCUAGUGCGGAAAUUCUCGUAUGGUGAUAUCAAAGUCUAAAUUUUUUGUGAUUUAAAUAGCAAAAAAUAUCAUGAAUAUACGACACUACAAAAACUAUUAUAAAGAUGAAUACCUCCAAACGUUAACCAAGUGUAGACUAUAUAUACUAUCGAUGAAAUACAUGAAAUGAGUAUAGUUGA
Molecule: messenger RNA, 2951 nt
Organism: Styela clava
Lineage: Eukaryota; Metazoa; Chordata; Ascidiacea; Stolidobranchia; Styelidae
Biological process (GO): hormone-mediated signaling pathway; adenylate cyclase-activating G protein-coupled receptor signaling pathway; activation of adenylate cyclase activity
Cellular component (GO): plasma membrane
Molecular function (GO): G protein-coupled peptide receptor activity; protein binding
Source: RefSeq, a predicted model, not a curated record